AUGAGACGGAUCACGGGCAAACUUGAACACAGCAAUAAGCAGCAAGACGGAGAUGAGGACGAGGACGAGGACGAGGGCGAGGGCGAGGGCGAGGAAGUGGACGAGGACGAGGAAGAGGAAGUGGACGAGCUCGAAGACGGGUACGGAUACGGGAGUCAGAAGCGACGAAAUGCGCAUACUUACUCGCAAGCGUCGGACGACGUUACCUCGCAGCCGCCGCCGACCCUCCACCGACAGACCGGUAGACAGGUCCACAACGCAACGGUGAGACAGACGGACAUGAGGCAACACGAGGACGUCCGACAGCGAGGCGGUAUCGAGGGUAUUACUACCUCUCUUGUCGUCGACCGGUCAUCGAUGCCGAUUUACGCUAACCAGUUACGCGGCCACAACCGUCCUUCGGACGGUACGACGGUAUGA
Molecule: messenger RNA, 420 nt
Organism: Soboliphyme baturini
Lineage: Eukaryota; Metazoa; Nematoda; Enoplea; Dioctophymatida; Soboliphymatidae
Source: the annotation of a GenBank genome assembly